Molecule: messenger RNA, 1621 nt
Organism: Coregonus sp. 'balchen'
Lineage: Eukaryota; Metazoa; Chordata; Actinopteri; Salmoniformes; Salmonidae
Source: the annotation of a GenBank genome assembly
AUGGUGGAUUGUGAAAAUACUGCUCACACGGAAAACAAAAUGAAAAAAUUGGAGUUGUUGAAAAUAUUUUUCACAGAGAGAUUAGCUGCGGCUGCAGAUGAGAUAUUUGGGGCUGUGAAGGGUACGAUAGUUGAGUACCAGACAGAAAUCGUUCGUUCCAAGGAGGAGAACAAUCAUCUCCGAAAGCUGCUGGAUAUCGCUGUCCAGCGCGUUCUACUUCAAACAGGUAGCUAGUUAGCGGAAUGAACGCUAGGCUACCAACCUACUUUUAUUUCGCAAAAUGAGGGAAUUGGUUGUUGUUGAACUCCAUUAGCUAAUCUAUAGAAAACACAAUACCAGAAUGUGUUUAUACUUUUAUUCCUAAGUAUUCGAGAAUAUGAAUAGCCUAUUAGAUACCGACCCUAUCGUUACGCUUGUUUACAUUGAGCUGCACUGGGGUGGGAACCCAUUCAUCGUUACAUUGACACCUUUUACAACGGGUGGGUCUAAUCCUGAAUGCUGAUUGGUUAAAACCGCAUUCCAGCCGGUGUCUAUUCCACAAAUUAUCACCAGCUAUAUCUGUGAUGUUAAAAUGCCUAUUUACUCUAAUCCAUCUGACUGCACAAUCCAAAUAAACUUGAUAAACUUGAUCUCCAGUAUAAAAAUUAUCUAGACAUGAUCUCACAUUUCUUUUAGACUAGUAUUUAGUUUUCAACAGCGGAGAUUUGUAUAAACCUUGCUGUCUGUAUCCAACAUUUGCAACAUUAUUUCAAUAUUCAAAUUCAAUCUCCAGAUGUCCCAUAUUAAUGAACGCGUCGGGAUGAGACAGGAAGGCAGCUUUUCUCAGCCAGUCGAAAUCAUGAAUCAGCAUUAUUUUUAUGGAUUAUAUACUAAAGUUAUUUGUAUAUAUAUAUAUAUAUAUAUAUAUAUCCAUAAAAAUGAUGCUGAUUCAUGAUUCAAUAGAAAACAGGUAAAACGAAACAAAGUGCAGCUAGUAUGCUGUCUUUCCAGCUUCAAUUUGAAGUGAUUGUGUUAGCUGUGUUGUUGGCUAGCUCCUCUGUGAUGCUGAAAUAGAAUUGCCUUCACCCGACUUUCUUAAUUUAUUUUUCCUCUAGACUGUCAUGCUAUCCAUCUCACCGAAGAUGCAUCUUCACCUGAGCAGCAGCAUCGUGAGCAGGAGCGGACGCCCGGUCUAGGCCAGGAGGACCCAGAGUCCACACAGAUUAAAGAGGAACAGGAGCUCAGAAACAGUCCAGAGGAAGAGCAGCUUCAAGGGCUGGAGUCUGAAACCAAAGGAGAAUCCAUAUAUACGCCUCCCUUUGUGAAAAGUUACUGUGAUCAGGACCUACCUCAGCCUUCACAUCUUCCCCAAACCGUGGACAACAGAGAAGGAGACUCUUUAGCUAGGACCAUAUCUAAUAAGCAGAUCAAAAUAGAGAAUGAAGGAGAAGGCUACAGCACAUCAGAACCAACCAGUGACUUACAGCCUGUAUUCACCGUGAAUUCAGACUGUCUUGCAGCUCGGAGUGAAAACAGUGCCCAACCCAAUAUCAACAAUAGAAUUCAGAGAGGACUCUCAGAAUAUAAGGCCCCACAGCCACAGGGAACAUAUGAAAGAGAAAGUAUAGGUCUACACAUACAU